AAAAAAUCAGCUGUUUAUUUACUCUUAAUCUGUGCUUAUCACUUUCCUUUGUAUUUAUUCAUCUACAAUCACAUUUUUAAUGUUUAUUGAAUGUUGAACUUGAUGUACUUAAUGAGACUAGUCCAGUACAUGUUCAGUCAUUGACGAAUAAAGAAUAAAUCUCAUUUUGCUGCUUAAAUUACAAUUUUCUUGUGUUUUUCUUUGAGAAUGUCAAGAGAAAGUCGUGUUUUGUCUAUCCAAAGUCAUGUUGUGCAUGGCUAUUGUGGCAAUAAAUCUGCUGUCUUUCCAUUGCAGCUGCUUGGAAUUGAUGUUGACUUCAUCAAUAGCGUCCAAUUGUCAAAUCAUACUGGAUAUGCGACGAUUAAAGGACAGACUUUAAGUGAAAAUGACCUUAAGGAGUUAUUUGAUGGACUUACAGCCAAUAACUUACAUACAAUCUACACACAUCUAUUGACUGGAUAUGUCAGGAAUGAUGACUUCUUGAGGGAAAUUUCAAAAAUCAUUAAAGCACUUAGAGCUGUUAAUCCAGACAUGAUUUAUGUUUGUGAUCCAGUCAUGGGAGAUGCAGGCAAGAUGUACGUACCUGAAUCAUUAUUGCCAAUAUUUCGCGAUGAAAUCGUUCCUUUAUGUGACAUUUGUACACCAAAUCAAUUUGAAGUUGAGCUGCUGACUGAACAGAAAAUAAAUAAUGAAGAAGAUGCUUGGAAAGGAAUGCAGUGGUUCCAUGAGAAAGGCGUAAAGACUGUCGUGUUGUCAUCAAGUGACAUUGGUGGUCCUGAUGUGCUCAUUGCAUUGCUAAGUACAAAAAAGUCAAGUGAACAGUAUGAAAAGUUCAAAAUUGUAAUUCCAAUUCAAGGACCAAUAUUUUUAACUGGAACUGGCGAUUUAUUUGCUGCAUUAUUCCUGGCACAUUCAACGAGACUACCAAAUGACUUAAAAACAGCAUUCGAACAAACAAUCGCGUCUGUUCAGUCAGUCAUUAAAGUCACAAUUGAUUCUAUGCCUGAAGAAAUUAGAUCUGGAAAAGUUAAGCCAAAUGCUCAACAGCGUGAAUUGAAAAUUAUUCAAAGUAAAAAGCAUAUCGAGGAUCCAGUUAUUGAGUUGCAUGCAUUAAGAAUUGAUUAAGAAGCUAUGAAGCUAAGAUGAAGGAGAGGAUUUAGGGGACCUCAUUUUAGAUAAAUCCCCCCAAACCUUUAUAUUGUCUUGUCCCCCGCCCCUCCUUAAAAUUCCUAGCUACGACCCUGUUGAAUUGUAAGUUGUUAUCUUGGAUUUGUUCACUAUCUUAUCCAAAAAAGAAGGUAAAUAAUGAUGACUUUGAGAGAUAUUCCCAUAUUUAAGCAAUUAAGGCACCGAGUCUAAAGAUCUAAAGUAAUUAAUGAGACAAUAAAGCAUUAUGUGUGAUUUAAAAAGCU
Chironomus riparius is the source of this 1412-nucleotide messenger RNA. The record is from the annotation of a GenBank genome assembly. NCBI's taxonomy places the organism in Eukaryota, Metazoa, Arthropoda, Insecta, Diptera, Chironomidae.